This is a messenger RNA of Melanotaenia boesemani (Boeseman's rainbowfish), 4350 nucleotides long. RefSeq names its product USP6 N-terminal like (gene usp6nl). The transcript is spliced from 14 exons. The record is from RefSeq and is a predicted model, not a curated record. The coding region runs from base 556 to 3264 and encodes 902 amino acids. NCBI's taxonomy places the organism in Eukaryota, Metazoa, Chordata, Actinopteri, Atheriniformes, Melanotaeniidae.
AGGAGAGAGUUAGACAGUUGAAAGACAUCCUCUCUAGUCUUAUGUGCAUCUAUUGAUCUGCAGCGUCCAGGUGGUUUGUCUGUCAGAGCAACGAGGGGAAAACGGGCAGGAAAAGGGUGAAAAAAGAAGAAAAGAGAGUAUGGAUCUGUUCUGCAGAAUGAGUGUGUGAGAGCACUCCAGCUGAGCGACACAUCACACGCGAAAUGAGCACGCUCAGUUUGCAGACCCAGCGCUACUUUCUGCCGCUGCCAGGAGUUCAGUUGACAUCUCACCUGCGUUUGAAGACCUGUGCCACCAGCUGCUCCUCAGAGAUGACGGGUUCAUGAACAUGUCUUUAAAAUCUGGAUAAAAAACAAGUUGGCUGACACCAAACCAAGAACAAAGACUGGAUCUUUUGCCUCCUGUGGUGAACAGAGAACCCUCAGGUCAUGUUGGAGUCAUGGAUUAGGAGAUGAGUCCUGAAGUGGAACCAAGGAGGGAUGAGAUUGUGGAGGGUGAGAGCUGCCACUGCCCUGUGGCACCUCCGACUGCCGCCUCCAUCACCUCCCUGUGAGCAUGCAGGUCCUACAGAUCGUCAAGGAGCUGGUGUCGCCGUCCAGACACAGAGCAGCAGCCAGAUUUGGAGCGUCUGAUACCGAGCAGGAUGCGGCUGUGAAACUGGACCAGGAGCGGGCUGAAAUAGUCGCCAAAUAUGACAAGGGAAAAGAGGCUACCGUGGAGCCCUGGGAGGACACCAACUUCCACCUGUACAAAGUCGUUGACCGUUUUGGCUUCGUCCAUGAAAAUGAACUUCCAUCCUACGACUCGCUGGAGGAGAAGCAAAAACACACGGAGUUAGAGAGGACCACCAAAUGGCUGAAGAUGCUCAAGAGUUGGGACAAAUACAAGAACAGUGAGAAGCUGGUCCGGAGGAUCUACAAGGGCAUCCCCCUGCAGCUCCGAGGGGAAGUCUGGUGUCUGCUGCUCGAUAUUCCCAGAAUCAAAGAGGAGAAGAAAGACUUCUAUGAGAAGCUGAAGGCCAGAGCCAGAGGACUGUCCCCUGACAUCCGACAGAUUGAUUUGGAUGUGAACAGAACCUACAGGGACCACAUCAUGUUCAUGAAUCGCUAUGAUGUCAAACAGCAGGCCCUCUUCCACGUCCUCACAGCCUACUCCAUGUACAACACAGAGGUGGGCUACUGCCAGGGCAUGAGUCAGAUCACAGCUCUGCUGCUGAUCUACAUGAACGAGGAGGACGCUUUCUGGGCUCUGGUCAGACUCCUGUCAGGGCAGAAACACGCCAUGCACGGGUUUUUUAUCCCUGGUUUCCCGAAGCUGAUGCGUUUCCAGGAGCACCAUGACCGCAUUCUGAAGAAGAUGCUGCCCAAACUGAAACAGCACCUGGACAACCAGGAGGUGUUUACAAGUCUGUACACCAUGAAGUGGUUUUUCCAGUGCUUCCUGGACAGAACUCCCUUCACCCUCACCCUCAGGAUCUGGGACAUCUACAUUUUAGAGGGCGAACGGGUGCUGCCUGCCAUGUCCUACACUAUCCUCAAAAUGCACAAGAAGCACCUGAUGAGGUUGUCCAUGGAGGAGCUGGUGGAGUUUCUGCAGGUGGCUUUAUCCAAAAAUUUCUAUUUCGAGGACGACGUUGUAAUCGAGCAGCUACAGGCGUCUAUGACGGAGCUCAGGAGGGCAAAGCUGGAUCUGCCAGCACCAGGUAAAGAGGAAGAGUUUCCAAAGAAGCCUCUGGGGCAGCUUCCUCCUGAGUUGGCAGCAGAGGUGAACCAUGUGGGUAAUGGUCAAAGCCACGCAGAGCCAGUUGAGCUGCCAAGGGACUCUAGUCCCCGACCAGACCAGCAACGGGACAGUCGGUCUCCGAGUUGGGCGCGCCAGGACUCGUUGGACAGACCAAUUCGCCACCACAGGGUGGACAAAAGGGAUGCCCAUUCCAGGGGAUCAAGUGAGAUUCCCAGUGAGCGGCUAAAACAGUCCACGUCCACCACACCUGAGAGAGGAGUAACUCCACCGUCAGCCACCAUGCCAACAUCACAAGUCACCACAGUGGAUAAAGGGAAGCUUCAGAGCCACGCCAUAGCCAACCACAACUCCAAUGCAGCUUCCAGCUCCCAUAGAGAUAUCACCCCCCGCUGGUUCAAGCCCUCAGAGACAAAGCUAGAAGCUGCCAAAGCGGCAGCAGCUAGAGAGACCCAUUUGAGCCGUGGGACGUCUCCAGCCCCCUCUAGUCCAGAUGACAAUGCCCUGUUCCAUCGUCGUCCUCGCUCCAGGGGACUUAUACCCGGCUCUGAUCGUGGCUCCAAUGCCUCCCAGUAUGAUAAUGUACCGGGGCUGCCAGAGCAGGAUUUUGAGAUCCUGGAACUUGAAAGACCUCCGUCCAGAAUGCGGGCCCCUCGCAGUGAGACACCCUUUGGUGUAUCGGCAAUGCAUCAGAGAAGCCCAGGCCGUGGACCAAGCCUGGCUGGAAGUGUCAUCUCCAUCACAUCAGGGCCUAGAAUAGCCAAACACCCUCUUCCUUCUUUCCCCCACAACAGUCCAGGAGGGGUCCCAGGCAGCUAUUCAAGUAAUCAGACUCGGUACCAUGCACCUUUCCAGCAGCAAUCUCCAGGAAAAACUACUGAGGUUCCUAUCCUUCAUCCAGCCUACAGUGUGAGUUUGGACCAAAUGGGGGAGGACAGACUAUAUGCUUCUCCCUCCAGCAUGGCAUAUGGAGAGCUAGCAUACGCAACCACCCAACGGCACCCCAACAGCCGCUCCCCUGAGAAGGCCCUUAUGAAUAAUUCCUUAGCCACUUACAGGAGGCAGCCACCACUUGGCUCAACCCGCAACCUCCAAAACACCCAGUCUCCUCCAGAGCUAGAAACCCACGGCAGGUCUACGCCCAUCUACCGGCAACAACUCACAUCAACCGCACAGAUCUACACUCAGGUGGACUACAGAUUGGAGGGGCAUCAGAGAGGUGAGGCCCACCCUCAUUACCUGCCAGAAGGCAGGUCUUGGCAGGCUGUAGAUGGGCUCCAAUGGGAUCCAGAGAAUGAAACUCUGCCUCAAUCGCCAGGCGGGAUGCCCCGCUCGCCAAGUUUUCAGCGAGCCCAAAUGUCUCCUGUUCCAGAGUUUACUUUUCCCUCCAACCCAGACACUCUGUCUCACUACAGGACACAAUUUCAGGAGCAGCAGCCCGUCAUACGACAAAAGCUGUUUGGAGGACCACACUAUAGGCACGCACAGGAAGCAUUCGCCAUGCAAGAGUCCAUGCUGCUGUGAUCGACAAGACAAAAAAAAUGACUAGACACUGUAAAAAAUAAAAACUGAGGUGUAGUCACCGUCACUGUGGUAAAGAUGAGCAGUAGUCCUAGCUUUGUUAGGAAUCUUUGUGUGAAGUACUGAUCUCCUGACUGUCACACUGCAUCGUAAUGUUGCAGGACACACCAGCCAUCAAUGUUUUUACUGAUCGCUUUAAAAAGAAAAAAAUUACUGACUGAAGAUUUUAUUUUAUUUUUGGAUGUAAAUCAUUAACAGGUGACAGUAUAUAAAUAUAUCUUUUAGAGUCUGAUAUGUACAGUGGAUUUUAUUAAUAUUCUGAUUUACCAGUAGUAGGGGAGUGUUUCCCUGAGGAAGCAAAACUGAUUUAUUUUCCAUGUUUAUUUUUUUAUAUAUUACGCGCAGGUAUUUACAUUAGAGAUUAAAUAACUAUAUGCUUGUGAAUGUUACUUAAAAAAAAUUGUCUGAUGAAUUUAAUAGCAAGCAGUAUUGGAUGGGUUACAGUAAAGUUUGACGUGGCAUGAUGGAAAGAGCAGGUUGUUUAAUUUUACACUUGUUACAGUCCAGUUCCAGCAAUGACUUCAGAACUUCAUUACCUAAUGUGAAAUGUAUUUCUCUCCUACAGGCAAACUGCAGGACUUUAUUAACGCAUACUUUGAGGCCAGUCUAGUUUUUAUUGAUUAGCAACCCUAAAUAGAGAUCUAAUUUGAGAGGGCUAUAGAAUAAAUACUUGAUUUACCACAGGUUGUCUUGGGGGUGUUUUUUUAAUUGCUGUAAAAUGGUUUCCACAUUCUGAACAGCAAAUCUGUACUACCCUCAGUUUGCUUUACUACAUUGUUAUUUUCAUCUCUACUGUGUCAACUAUUCUGACACCUCUAUUAGCGUACAGCCAUCUGGCACAGAUGCACUACAUGGUAUAACUGAGUUGCUCAAAUGUUAGCGAGUCACAUUCCUUUUUAUUUGUCUGGUUUUCAGUUAAAUCAGAGACAUACUAUUCAUUACAUUCCCUAUCUUUGUGGGGUUUUUUUUAAACUGAACUGCAGACCAUUCUGACACUUUGCUUAAUAAAUGAAGUGGGGUGAAAAUCAA